CCCACAUCGUCACACCUUAUUCCCGAAGCAGCUACUAUACACGCCUAUCAUGAAGCUGUGUGGUGUAGUCGUACCGAUCUCGGCACUUUUUUAAGCCUUUCGGCACGAGUCUUCGACAAUGCGGCUGUUCACAUCGAAAGAGUCCGAACCCAAGGACGAGAAUGGGGAGAAGAAGAUCGAAUCGAUCAAAGACAAUGGAGAUAUCGAAGCAGUACCAGCCGCGCAAGUGGCAGAUGAAAUCGACCCAGUAGUCGAGAAGCGCGUGCGACGAAAGUUGGACACGCACAUCGUCCCGUUGCUUUCCGCCUUAUAUCUGCUCGCUUUCUUGGACAGAUCGAACAUUGGAAACGCCCGUAUCGCAGGGAUGGAAGAUGAUCUUGGUCUCAGUAGUCCGCAGUACCAGUGGCUUCUGACCAUCUUCUAUAUCUCCUAUAUCGUCUUCGGGUUCCUCGCGAUAAUGUGGAAAGUGAUACCCCCACAUAUGUGGGCUGCGGGCUGCGUUUUCGUCUGGGGCCUCGUUUCGACCGUGCAAGCAGCGACAACCUCGUGGGGAGGAAUGAUGGCAUGCCGAUUCAUCAUGGGAGCUGCAGAAAUCGCUUAUGGUCCUGGUGUCCCAUUCUUACUCUCGUUCUUUUAUUUGAGGCACGAACUUGGGCUAAGAUGUGGACUAUUUUUAUCAGCCGCUCCAUUGGCAAAUACUUUCGCAGGCGCGUUGGCAUACGGUAUCACCAGUGGUAACCCCGGAAUGGCAAAGUGGAGAGUUUUGUUCUUGGUGGAGGGAUUACCGACAGUGGUGAUGUCCGCAGUCGCGUUCUUCUUUCUGCCAGACAGCCCAGAGAAGGCAAAGUUCUUGACAGAGGAAGAGAAGGCGGUUGCGAGAGCUCGUGGUGUGGCACAGGCUGGCGCCGCGACCAGAAUCGGAAGCAUCGACUGGAAAGAGAUUCUGGAGGGGCUGAUGGAUGUGAAAGGCUGGAUCCUCGGUCUUAUGUACUUCAGUGGAAACGUCGCAUUCUCAUCCUUGCCGGUCUUCCUGCCCACAAUUCUUAAAGAAAUGGGGUUUUCGAGUGUCAACGCACAGGGGUUGACAGCACCACCUUUUUUCCUCUCUUUUAUCACCGUUAUAGUUACAUGCUAUAUCGCAGACCGGACACAGCAGCGCGGCAUCACGAUCGCAAUACUUACGGCCAUUGGAGGAAUCGGAUAUGUGAUUCUGGCUACAACCAAGAGCGUGGCAGCCAGGUAUUUUGGAGUCUUUCUGGCUGCUGCCGGCAUUUUCCCAGCUAUUGGGAAUAUUCUUCCAUGGGUCACAAACAAUCAGGGCUCUGAUACGAGGAGAGGCUUUGGUAUUGUCAUCCUGAACCUGGUUGGGCAAUGUGGACCUUUGUUAGGAACGAGGCUGUACCCCACAUCUGAGGGACCUUUGUAUGUGAAAGGCCAGUCUAUAUGCGCAGGGUUUAUGUUUCUGUUCUGCCUACUGUCUCUCUUGCUGAGGACUAUUCUUGUGUGGGAGAACAAGAAACUAGAUCGCAAGUAUGGAACGCUGCAAGAGGCGGCAGCGCGCGGUGAAGGCAAACGAAGAGUAGGCGUCGAAAACUACGGGCCCAGUUUUCGAUAUGUUUUGUAGAGCUACCAAUGAUGAAUCAAGCCGUUAUCUCACUGCUGCGCCACUCGAUAUGGUAGAGUGGCGGGGUAUGAUGCAUAUACAGCGUGUGGUGCUGGAUCGAGAGAUGUCCUUUGCUCCUUUCAAUCUAUUGACGACUAGUGACGCAUGGAAUUACCGUUAGAGGACGGAGUAGGAAGAACAAGCGUAAUGGCGUCGAAUCAAAACGCUAGGGACAUGCAGGAUUGCGAUGUCCCGGCGCGACCUAAUCGGGCUAUUGAGCACGCGACUGAUGUUACCUAGGUACUUGAGCAGCCCCCA
Messenger RNA from Alternaria alternata, 1921 nucleotides. RefSeq names its product pantothenate transporter liz1. Bases 119 to 1624 code for a protein of 501 amino acids. Gene Ontology annotation, biological process: transmembrane transport. Gene Ontology annotation, cellular component: membrane. Gene Ontology annotation, molecular function: transmembrane transporter activity. The record is from RefSeq and is a predicted model, not a curated record. NCBI's taxonomy places the organism in Eukaryota, Fungi, Ascomycota, Dothideomycetes, Pleosporales, Pleosporaceae. The transcript has 6 exons.